AUGACCUAUGAUGACAUUUUUGUUUUGUUUUGCAGACCAGCCAAUGUAUGUCUUACUACCCUGCAAGACUUGUUACAUGCUAAGGCAGAUCCUAAUAUUGCUGACAACGUUGGACGCACCGCUCUAUCAUGGGCAGUCACCAAUAAGAUUGACACCAACUCUACCCCUCUGAAGCUCUGCACAGCAUUACUUGACGGGGGUGCUGAUGUGAACAGUGCAGAUAAGAAGCAACGGACUCCUCUUCAUUAUUCCAUAAAUUAUACAACAGGGGGCUUUGAGACAAUCACCGAGGUGGAGGAUUUGUUGAUCAAAUAUGGAGCAAACACAGUUGCACUGGAUUUGCACAACAGGAUCCCUCUUCACUACGCAUUUGUGAAAAUGAACAAUGGGCACACCGAUUACAGCAUGUCUGAUCCGAUAUCUGUUGUCAGCCUGCUGUGUGAGGCAAUAACGGAGCAGGGUAAAGAUGCCAAGACACAGGUCAACCAUCAGGACAACUUUGGACAGACACCUCUCCACAGGGCAGCUCUCAGGGGUGCCACAAUUUGUUCUCUCAAUCUUCUUCAGAAAGGGGGAUCACUUGAGAUUAAAGACAAUGACGGGAACACUCCACUGUCAUUAGCUCUUCGUGAGCGUCAUGAUGGUUGUGCCAUGAUGUUUAUGCAGAGUAAUGCACCACCAUCUUGUCCAGUUAUAAGACCCCUUACACCAGAGGACUGGAAAACAUAUGAAAAACAGAGGUCUCUCUAUAGCCUGACCAUGGAAGUUACAUUGUCUUUGCUGCUUUGUUUUCUUUCAGAACAAUCCCCAUCAUCCUUGGAUAUUGCUGACAACGACGGAGUCACUCCGUUUGCCGCAGUGUUUUCCAAGACGGAAAGUGGAAUAAUAACCCUUGUGGAGUUUUUCGUAAGCCCGGCAAACUGCCACGUAAAGAAACUGGACGUUUGUUACAGUGUUCGAGACAGUAAAGGAGAUAGCGGGAGCCAUGACACCACCACUCCGUUGAUUGAGGCCGCGUUGUCAAACAGUGAGAAAGUAGUUAUGGACCUGCUGAAACAUGGAGCAUCAGUCAAUUUCCCAAAGGUAAUUGACAAUACAGCAACAGCUCCAUGCCAUAAUCCAAUUCUUAUUCCACAGCGAUGGAGUCGAAAUUAAGUAAGAUAGCGUCAUGUCGACUUAUGUUCAUGUACCAUUGUCAGACCUAAUAUUGAGAGUUAGGUUUGUCGAUGAGUGUAAGAGCUUGCAAGUGAAAGUUCAGUGAAUAAUUCAAGCAUCGGCCGUGUUUACCAGUCCUAGUCUGGGAAUGAAACCCUUGCAUGUCACCGACUGUGUGAAAGCUGCUGAGUUGUACUUUCAUGUAGUGCUGUUUGUUAUGUUGUACAAGUUGUUUCUAACGUUUUUAAGUCUGUGAGUGAAACCCUAGUGUGACCAUGUAAAUGAAGGGUAUUGAGAAGUGUUUUCAUUUGGGAUAGUUUAUUAAACAUGAAGCACAGUGAUGAAUGUGGAUAAAACUUCUGUGAAUAAAACACUUAUGUGGGACCAUCCAAGUGAAAACUAUUCGGGAUUACUUAAAUAGGGUGUUUCAUGUUGAAUGCUCUGAAAAAUGAAAUUUUGGGCCUUUAUAUUCAAUUUUUCACUGUUCUGUUCCAGGCUCUCGGUCAGUGGGGAUGAUCGAAAAAGCGGGUGGGCGACGAGCGGGAUAGAGAUGACUAACGUCAUAUAUUUA
Messenger RNA from Orbicella faveolata, 1726 nucleotides. RefSeq names its product poly [ADP-ribose] polymerase tankyrase-like. Lineage: Eukaryota; Metazoa; Cnidaria; Anthozoa; Scleractinia; Merulinidae. The record is from RefSeq and is a predicted model, not a curated record. Gene Ontology annotation, molecular function: protein binding; NAD+ poly-ADP-ribosyltransferase activity.